Messenger RNA from Cheilinus undulatus (humphead wrasse), 2387 nucleotides. RefSeq lists its product as uncharacterized. NCBI's taxonomy places the organism in Eukaryota, Metazoa, Chordata, Actinopteri, Labriformes, Labridae. The record is from RefSeq and is a predicted model, not a curated record. The transcript has 21 exons. Bases 91 to 2040 code for a protein of 649 amino acids.
CAAGAAAGCUGACGUCACAUCCGGGUUGAUUUGAGUGUGUCUUGCGCCAAAAAAAAAAGUUUCUCUGCACAGCAAACAAAGACAUUUCUGAUGUGUACCACAGUGGAUAAUGCUGAAAUAAUCAUCCUCAGUGAUGAUGAGGAGGAGGAUAAAGAAGACUGUUACACCUCUUGCAAUGAAACCUCAGUGCUCAUUGUGGAGAUGGAGGAAGUGAAGAAGAAUGAAUGUGUUUUAUCUGCCAGCGCUCUGGAAGAAGACCUGGUUGUCACCUUCUCUCGUCGUGCUGAAGUGCUGCCUCAUGCACGCUACGAUUGUCCCAUACAUCCUUUCAUGGCUACAGAUAAUGAGGUUGGUGCUCCAGUGGCUGACAACAAGCUCUUUUGUGAUCAGUGCUUCUGUUACAUCUGUGACAAGCUGGCUUCAUCGUGUGAAAUGUGGACAUACAAUGGUGUGUGUCACAGCAACAGCCACAAGAGGAGCGACUUUUGGAGCAACCAAAGAAACACGGCGCUGCUGGGAAGACUGAAGAGUUUCAACCUCACUCUGUCUGAAAUAGACGCUCACCUUCGACAAGCUGAGGUCAUGCUUCAGAACUUCAGAAAAGAGCUCUCUGUGUGCUUUUCUGCCUUCCUGACGGGAAAGCCGGCGGAGGACUAUGGUCUUACAAACAAGCAGGGUUACAUCCAUGAUUACACACAGGUAUACGAGUUAAUUUCAUCGUUUCUGAACGAGGCAGAUAAACUACACAGCAAAGCUGCAGCCAUUAUGUAUCUGGGAGCUGCAGAGGACUUCAUCCAGCAUUAUCACGCAUCAGGGACAUUAAUCCUCCAGUCUCCAACAGCAAAUGCAGCUCAAGCCAAAGUGAUUUUAUUUAAUAGGGUAAUAGCAUCGCUGCAGAGACAGAUGGUAACAGCUCAUUUUACUCCAGACUUCAUCCUCAAACUGCAGCAGUUUUAUAAGAGAUUGUACCUACCUGCUGAGCUGAGGAGCAUGAAGAACAGUCUCUGUGUACGUCCCUGGGAUGACGUCCUACUGGUGUCGGUGAUGAAAGGGCAGAAUGUUUCGGGUGAACGCAAAGAAAAAGGGAAGAAGGACAUCCUGGUAGAACAGAUGUCAGUAAUUUUACUGAGAAUAGAGACGCUACAGAAGCAGCAAAGGUACCGAGAGCUGUGCCGCUAUCUUCGAAUUGUCCGGGCAGACAACUCCAAACACCUCAAGCAGAUCCAGGACUUCAUUCCGUACUUUUUCUGUCUGGCGGGAGACUUUUCGACAGCUGUGUACAGAUUCUUCCAGUCAGUGAACACCCCCGCCUCCCGCCUCACCCCUCAUCUCUUCCUCUUUUAUUUCUUCAUCUUUAAAACGGCCACAGCACCCAAAGUGAACGUCAGUCAGAUAGAUCAGCCGUGUUACUCUGAUGCGCCGUGGGAGCCAAUCAAAGGUGCAGAGCCUAUGAAGCGUGCUGAGCUGGUGAAGUUCGCUCUCAGGGUUCAGAGAUGCUGCUCUGCUGUCUACGCUGAUUCUCAGUGUUGGGCCACUCUACUCUCACUCGUAAACACGCCUUCUGGUUCCCUCGCUGCUCUUCCUGAACCAAGCCCACGGUUUCUAAAUGAGGCGAAGGAUGUUGUGCAUACGAUAUUACUCAACAUGACUGUGCAUCACAUGCAUAUCCCACAUGUCUUUGUGGAGGUGUACCCCGAUCAGGCCUUGUUGCUGUUGGCAACAGGAGCUUUAGCUUUCAGGAUCGCUGCCGGUGCACUGAGUCCAGCUCUGCCUGUGCUCAAUACGUUUCAGAGACACAUUUGGGCUCUUGAGUUGCUGUGGGAGACUUUGUCUGUGGAGCGUCUCAGCUCCUUCGUACAGGAGGUCACACAGGAGAGUGGAAACACAAGAGAUGGGAGUGCUUACUUAUCCCUUCUUCAUGCCAGACUGCCCACUCUGUCGUCUUCAACAGAGGGCUGGGACCACAAUUACUGCAGUCCAGCAGCCAUUGAACUCUGCUCUGCACUAGUGACAACCCUCUCACAUCCUCAGCCGUCAUAACUUGGCCGUGCCGGUGCUGGAGGUCCUGGCAUACAUUGAGGUCACGGCGCAGUUUUAUCCAGCCUGGAGCAACACAGAAGGACUGAUGAAUGAGCGCGUGGAGGUGCGACUUUAGAAUUUAACAGAGAGACCGGAUCUCAGUGGACUGGUGGAAAAACAUUAAAAGAUUGAGUCACUUUAUACUGCUUCUUCUUUAACUGCCUUAAUUUAAGAGUUCUGUUUAUUUGCUGACAAAACAUCUUUUUACUUUGCAUAUUGACAAGUUGGUGUUUAAAAGGUGAAGUUGAUUGUUUUAAAUGUUUUAUGAACCUUUGUUACAAAAUAAAGAGAAAAAUAGUUUAACUGUA